GAAACGAGUAGUGUUCUGCAAUGGAAAAAUUGAGAAGCGCUGUGAAGGUGAUAGCUUACACCCCACAAUCCAAAUUCCUCUCCCCCUUUCACCUCUCUCUUAUCCCACUUCUCUCCGUUGCUUCUUCCCUCUACUCCAUCGCCAUCCGCCUCCGCCGCCACCUCUACCGCUUCAACAUUCUCCACUCACACCGGUUACCGGUGCCGGUGAUUAGCGUCGGGAAUCUGACGUGGGGAGGCAAUGGGAAAACUCCAAUGGUGGAGCUCCUCGCGCGCUCAUUUGCUGAUGCUGGAAUUUCACCCCUCAUUCUAACUAGGGGCUAUUGCGGUGCAGAUGAAGCUAAAAUGCUUAAGAGGCAGCUGCAGGGGACAUGUGCCAAAAUUGGUGUCGGUGCAAAUCGAGUUGCCACUGCUGUCAGAUUUCUGGACCAAUAUGGUUUCACAUCUUCUCGUGCUGGUUUUGAGCAACUCUUUUGUGGAAACAAGAUUGAAGUUCAAUCUAGCAAUAAUAAAAUCGGGGUUGCUAUUCUAGAUGAUGGGAUGCAGCAUCUGAGUGUACAGCGUGAUCUGGAGAUUGUGAUGGUGAAUGCAUUGAUGCCGUGGGGGAAUCAUUGCCUGCUUCCACUUGGGCCACUGAGGGAGCCUUUGACUGCACUAUGCCGAGCGGAUAUUCUAGUCAUCCAUCAUGCUGAUUUGGUAAAGGAAAAGGAUAUUGACGCCUUAAAAUCCACAAUACGGAAAGGCAACAAAUCUGCUCCAAUUUUCUUCACUAAAAUGACUCCAAUUUACUUCUUCCGUUGUCGAGAUUCAUCCAUUAAACUGUCAACUAUGGCUGUUGAGAAUGCGACUAUAUUAUGUCUAUCAGGCAUUGGUUAUGCAGAUUCCUUCAUUCAGAGGAUUGAAAGGAUGGGACCAACAUUUGUGGAUCACCUAGACUUCAGUGACCAUCAUUUAUUCGAGUUACAGGAUCUUCAAAUUGUAUGUACAAGACUAGAAGCACUUGAAUUGAAGUUUGGUGCUAAACCAAUUGUUGUUGUGACUGAAAAGGACUAUGACAGAGCCCCAGAGGUGCUGCUACGUUUGAAACACUAUGAGGUUUUGGUGCUGUGUAGUCGCUUGCAGUUUCUAGACUACAUGGGGAGCACAGAAGAAAGAUUCAGAAAGACUGUGGUAGAGUAUUUGAGCCAAAGAUAAGAGUAAAAACAUGUCUACGCUGUCAUAGUGUUUCCAAAUUGUGCUUAAAACUUCAUGAAAAUGCACCUUUUCUUCUUCUUAAAAACCAUACCCUCCUUUUGUUCUCGGCUAUAAUAUAUCAUUUGGAUUCA
This is a messenger RNA of Salvia hispanica, 1324 nucleotides long. It is a transcript of the gene LPXK, whose product is annotated as tetraacyldisaccharide 4'-kinase family protein. Gene Ontology annotation, biological process: lipid A biosynthetic process. Gene Ontology annotation, molecular function: ATP binding; lipid-A 4'-kinase activity. The record is from RefSeq and is a predicted model, not a curated record. NCBI's taxonomy places the organism in Eukaryota, Viridiplantae, Streptophyta, Magnoliopsida, Lamiales, Lamiaceae.